UUCAUUUGUGCUUGGUUCGACUGUGGCAAACGAUUCUCUCGACGAUCCGAUCUAUCAAGACAUCGUCGUAUUCAUACCGGAGAAAGACCCUAUCAAUGUGAUUGGAAUGGUUGUGGAAAACAAUUUAUUCAAAGAUCGGCAUUGACGGUUCACUAUCGUACCCAUACUGGCGAACGACCACACAUGUGCGAAUACCCAUCUUGCGGCAAGUCUUUUAGCGAUUCAUCCUCCUUGGCAAGACAUCGUAGGACCCAUACUGGAAAAAGACCCUAUGUUUGUCCGAAUGACAACUGCCCAAAAUCAUUU
Umbelopsis ramanniana AG is the source of this 306-nucleotide messenger RNA. RefSeq lists its product as uncharacterized. The annotation marks the transcript as partial. The record is from RefSeq and is a predicted model, not a curated record. The transcript is spliced from 2 exons. Gene Ontology annotation, biological process: regulation of transcription by RNA polymerase II. Gene Ontology annotation, molecular function: DNA-binding transcription factor activity, RNA polymerase II-specific; RNA polymerase II cis-regulatory region sequence-specific DNA binding. Gene Ontology annotation, cellular component: PcG protein complex; transcription regulator complex. NCBI's taxonomy places the organism in Eukaryota, Fungi, Mucoromycota, Umbelopsidomycetes, Umbelopsidales, Umbelopsidaceae.